Molecule: messenger RNA, 2891 nt
Organism: Benincasa hispida (wax gourd)
Lineage: Eukaryota; Viridiplantae; Streptophyta; Magnoliopsida; Cucurbitales; Cucurbitaceae
Gene: D-CDES
Product: D-cysteine desulfhydrase
Molecular function (GO): D-cysteine desulfhydrase activity
Source: RefSeq, a predicted model, not a curated record
CUACCCAUCGAACAACUAAUUGGCAAUUGAAAAUAAAAUAAGACGAUGCGGAUGCGUGGCCGGUAAUGGAAACGAAAUUGGCAGAUAUUUUCACUGACGGCUGACGAAAUGUUGAGCAGUGGCAAGUUCCAACUGUGUCUACUCACCUCAGCAUCAUCCUCCAACUCGGCGUCAUCGUCAUCGUCGGCACUCUUCUCAACUCCUCUGAUUCAUCCAGGAAGGUUUAACAACCUCAACCAGCGCUUCUCCUUUUCUCCGCCAUCAGGUCCGAGUUUAGAUUGCAUUCGUUGCAGUAUUUCACAAUCUCAGGCGAUGGAGAUCAAUACUGAAAGCAAGAAAAACGACGAGGUCCGCAACAGCCUCAACUUCCUCUCUGUUAGACCUUACGUCCCUCCGUCCUGGGCCUCACACCUUAAUCCCAUCCCCACUCACUUCUCUUCUCUUGCCCGUCUUCCUACUCCCAUUCACAAGUGGAAUCUUCCUAAUCUGCCCAAUAACACAGAGGUCUGGCUCAAGCGUGAUGAUCUUUCAGGAAUGCAAUUGAGUGGCAAUAAAGUCAGAAAAUUAGAAUUCUUGAUAGCAGAUGCUUUGCAGCAGGGUGCUGACUGUAUUAUAACGAUAGGAGGCAUCCAAAGCAAUCACUGUCGUGCUACUGCUGUGGCUGCAAAGUAUUUCAAUCUUGACACUUUUCUAAUUCUACGCACGUCAAAGGUCCUUGUGAAUCAAGACCCUGGAUUGACUGGAAAUCUCCUUGUUGAGCGGUUAGUUGGAGCUCAUGUCGAACUUAUCUCAAAAGAAGAGUACGCAAUAAUUGGAAGCGUGGCACUAACAGAUUUUCUAAAAUCAAAAUUAGUAGCUGAAGGAAGAAAGCCAUAUGUUAUUCCUGUUGGAGGAUCAAAUUCUCUUGGAACUUGGGGUUACAUUGAAGCAAUUAGGGAGAUUGAACAGCAACUGGAUAGUGGAAAUGACAAGAUCAAGUUUGAUGAUAUUGUAGUAGCUUGUGGCAGUGGGGGCACAGUCGCCGGUUUAUCAUUGGGAUCAUGGUUGAGUUCAUUGAAGGCAAAACUUCGUGCGUUCUCCGUUUGUGAUGAUCCUGAUUACUUCUACAACUUUGUUCAAGGUUUACUUGAUGGGCUUCAUGCCGGCAUUGACUCACGCGACAUAGUUGAAAUCCAAAAUGCAAAGGGUCUUGGCUAUGCAAUUAACACGCCUGAUGAGCUUAAUUUUGUAAAAGAAGUUGCUGAAUCCACGGGCGUUGUUCUUGAUCCAGUAUACAGCGGGAAAGCAGCUUAUGGGAUGAUGAAAGACAUGGCUGAGAAUCCAAACAAGUGGGAAGGGAGGAAGAUUCUGUUCAUUCACACAGGAGGACUAUUGGGACUGUAUGACAAAGCUGAUCAGAUAAGCUCAACGUUGGGUAAAUGGCAUCGUUUGGACGUUAAUGAGUCGCCUCGAAUUGAUGGAGUUGGGAAAAUGUUCUAGAACAACUCGGGUCCAAAAGAGAAGCCACUAUUCGUAAACGGGAGUUCCAAAAUUUCUUAUCAGAUAUUUAUUUUGUUAGGGACUCGAAUAUAUUGUUAUGUAUUAUUGAAAAUCCAAUAAUGUAUACCUUGUCUUUAUUUUGUAUUUGGUAGACAUAUCAUGAAUGUCAAUGUAUGCGCUCGGUGAAUAAGACACCCAUUGUUAUUGUGAAGGUUGAUAGCUGAAAAAAUUUAAGGAAAAAAACCUUGAAGCAAGGAAAUGUGUAGUUCGUAGUUUCUUUUGUAUUUGUAUUUUUCUAAAGACAAGAUAAUUUUCAGGGUCUUCCACUAUUCUUUAAUUUUUGUCCUUAGCGAUUCAUCGUCUUGGUCUAUCCAAGGCCUCAACGAACGAUUAGUAACUUCACAGCAAUACUAAAAUUGAACUUGAAUGGCUGUGAUCGUGAUGCACAGAUUUGAAAUGGAGCUUCUGGAGGCUUUGCGGAAUCAGAGGCUAAGGAAUGAAGGUAAGUAAAGAAUAUUUAUAAUUCUAAAGCUUAAAGAAGGCAUAUUAGCACUAUCACCGUUACAUUCCCUCCAAAUCAGGAUUAUGAUUAUUGGCAGAGAGAGCAAGAAACAGUUCACGCUGAGGAUUGCCCUACACAUGAAGAAACCACAUAACUUCUGCUGUGACACUUGCAAAAGAAUAUUUCUUCUCGCGAAGAAAACCAUCUCUGCAAAUUUCCUCUAAUAUAAGAAAGAGAGGAACGCAACAUGAAUCUGCAUUCAAUCAGAUUAGCUACAAAGUAACCCAACAAUGGAGAAAGGCGAACCAUCGAAUGUGUCGUACGAGGAAUUCGAGCCCUUCUGCAAAUGGAAAAAACUCGAAGACUCUGACGUUCUUGAGGUUCAUCUCCCAGAAUUCAAGAAAGAAGAAUUGAGGGUUCGGAUAAAAAACAACUCUAUCCUUACAAUUUCCGGCGAGCACCUGACAGCCAAAGAUGGGAAGAAGACGCUGCAAUUCAACAGAGAAAUCAAACUCCCAAAGGAUAUAUACCCAGACCAAAUUCGUGCUAAAUUCGGUAGCUCUGUUCUUUCGAUCACGAUGCCUAAGAAAGCCAGCUCGCCGGAAAUCGCCAAACCAAACCCGGACGCUGCCUCUGACGAUAAACUAACAUCAUCUAAUGAUAAUGGUAAGCCAAAGAACUUCAUAUCCAGGUUAAAAAGUCCAUUAUCGAGGUUGAAGAUUAGCAAGGAAACCGCGACGGCUAUGGCGGCGGCAGUGGUGAUUCUAGCCUUUGGAGUUUACUACCUGAUUAAAAACUAAGAAUGCGUCGAAACAUAUACAUAUAUUUCUUUGUGUGAAAUGAACUACAUACAUAGAAUCAAAUCUUUACAAAUUUCAAAAUUGGAUUCAUGAAUAAAUAAUUCAUUUGC